AUGGGCCCGAAAAGAGGUAAAAAGGGCACUCCAUGGCCAGAACCACGGUUUGCAGAUGACCCUGAUAUACGCGCAUAUGUAGCUGCAGCCAUCAAAGAUCUCGAGGCACUGAAGAAGCACCAAGAAGCACUGGAGAUUGGCAUGCCCCGUGAGCUCUCUACUUCCGUGGUUGACGCGUUCUUAUACCUGGCUCGAAGGGUGAAGAAUACGCCUACGAAUGAGCAACUAGCGCAGCGGCUCGCGAAGGUCGAAUUACACGUGGAAAAGACGCAGAAAGAGGUAUCUCAGGCCUCUCGAGAGAUUACUACGACCAAAAGCAACACGAACCGCCUGGUGGAGGCAAUAUGCCACCCAACAUCCCCAGGGACACGUACCGCGAAAAAUUCUCCAAGCUUCAGUCACGUGACAACUAGCUCAGAGUCGUACGUACAGGCCUGGGGACGUAAGGUGCCCUCGAACCCUCCCACGGUCCCUAGCGUGGGAUUGAGUAGUGGAGGAAGCUUGCCAUCAACCCCAUAUCCAAGCCAGGAGGACCUAGAGGUCUAUCUGGAACAUACCGAUCCAAAUAUCCUCAACCCGAUACGUCGAUUCCCGGAUAAGGUGGUGGAGAAGGCAAAUCUCGCAAUACGCAGCACUCAAGACACCACCAUCGCACAUCGACGAAUUGCGGCAGCCCGUAUACUACCUAGUGGCGAUAUUAUACUCUUACUAGGCACAGUGGACGACGUCGACCAGCUUACCCGCAAGAAGGACUGGAUUAGGGCAUUCGGAAACGAAGCACGUAUACAAAAACGUACAUGGGGCGUCGUCGUACACGGCGUCAACACGAAUAUCAACCCCAAACAGCCUCAAUUCAUAACCACGCUUACCUCAGAGAACGCCCCGGUGUUCGCGCAGCUUCCAGCCUCUAUGAAUGUCACACACACGGGCUGGCUCCUAAGCGAGUAUAAGAUCAAGGAACAGAAGCUCACAAAUGCCCACCUUGUAGUCAUAUUUGAUGAUGAAAGGAUUGCUAAUUUUGCAAUCCAACGCGGCCUUAUUAUUAAGGGAAGACAGCACAAUGUCUCAAUAUACGACAAAGCAGCCAAUCUCCAGCAGUGCUUCAAGUGUCAGAUGUAUAAACAUAUCACCAGGCACUGUCAGCGCCAGAUCUGCUGCGCGUACUGCGCUGGAUCUCAUGAUACAGGGGAUUGCCCUACACCGAAAGAGAAAGAAUACGCUAAAUGUGCUAAUUGCACCGCAGAAAAUGUCCAUAUCAAAGAUCCUGCCAAGAGACUCAAUACGAAACACUUUGCGUACGCGAGGGAGUGCCCGAUACGAGCUACAUGCCUCGCAGAGGCACAUCAACGACGUACAUACGGCCCACAAUAUCACACUCCUGUGAUACGACCUGGCAAUAGUCAGCCCGGAGCCAUCUCACCAAAUGACCCUACACCAGCUGAAGCAGCCAAUACAGAGCGAAGUCCUCGCGCACCGGCUCGUACAGCCACCACACGUCGAUCUGCCAACUCAAGAAGUAAGAGCGCAGCAGCCGCCCAAAAACGAGUGGCAGAACGAUCUGAGCCCGAGCCGAUAAGCCCUACAUCAGGUGACCCUACCAAUAGAUCCUCGAAAAAGCCUAUGAGAGCGCAGUGGGAUAAAGAUCUAGUUAUAGAUGCAGAUCCUAAUCCUGAACCUAAGACAGGACCUGAGACCCAGAUUAAAUAUACAUAUAACACACGUGCACGUCAGAAUACGAAGCCUCCACCAGGAACCCCGGUUCUGCAAUCAGAUAUUGCUCCACUAGAAAUUUCACAUGUGCAAGCUGUUAGGACUGUCCGCCGAAGUAAGAGUGUGCGUACGAUCCCAGACGAUGACUCAUCUGAGGAUGAACUUACCCAGCCAUCAAUCCACGAAGCCCCUCAGGAUCCAAUCGAGCCAGCUCAGGAGGCUGAUACGCUAAUGACCACGAACCUUGAAGACAGCACCUGGGCUAACAAUCACUUCCAUAUCCUACUGCAGCCCACACCCAAGGAAGAAUACAAGAAACGCCCACGAGUCUGUUUCUACGUCAAUAGAGGGCUAGAUCCAGCCACAUGGGAGGUCCAAUACCAUAAUAGAGAUCUGAGCACAUUGACACUUCAUACAGCCGCCCAUGGAACCAUCCAUAUUCACAAUGUAUACAAUCCAGGAGUCAAUAGCAACGAGGAAUCUGUAAUUAGCGCCCUGCAAACCGCCAUGGCACCUAGGGCGCAGCAUAUUGUAUUGGGGGACUUCAACCGACAUCACCCGCUGUGGGCGGGCCCGCGGUACCGACACGUUGACGAGGAGGCCACCGAAUUGAUUAAUCUUAUGGAUGAGCAUGGGCUCGAGCAGCUCUUGCCACCAGGCACGAUCACGUACGAGAGGGUUAACGCCAAAUCUACAAUUGAUCUGGUGUGGGCAUCGCACAAUCUAGCCAACCGGGUAGUGAGCUGCGACACCAAGCCAGAGUGGUGGUACGGAGCAGAUCAUGUCCCAAUCUCCACUCAAUUUGACCUUACAGCUAUACGUGUUCCUCCAUUGGUUCGCAAGCAGUGGAAUGCAACAGAUUGGGACCUCUUCCUUAAACUGAUGGACAUAUACAAUUGGCACCCAAGGGAGCUCAAUGAUAAUGAGGCGAUCAAUGAGGCGAUCCGCUAUCUAGUUGAGGCAAUCAAUCAGGCAGCUGAGCAAGCGACACCUACAAAACAGAUCAGCAUCUACUCACGAGCGGGCUACACCCCAGAGAUGGCGAAGCUUAAACACCACGUAUCUAGGUGUAGACGACACGCACGUCGUAUAAAUACAGAUCAGGCAUGGGAGGACUACGCAGAGGCUAGGAAAGAGAUGAAACGGCGCACCAAUGAGCUCGCACGAGAUCUACAUCGCCAACGAAUUGAGCAGGCAACAGAGUCAAUAGAUGGAUUCUGGAGAAUUGCCCGUUGGGUCCGCAAUAGGGGCAAACCACGUGCCACGUUUACCCCAACGUUACACUACAAUAACACGAGUUACACAGCCCCAAAGGAGAAAGCAGCCCUAUUCCGAGAGGUCCUCCACCCAGAGCCCCCGGAGGCAGAUCUGUCAGAUAUUGGGCCACAAUAUAGAUAUCCCAAACCGUAUACGAUGCCACCAAUCACGUUAGACGAAGUCCGAAUGGCAGUAACCAACGUGAAGCCCGACAAAGCACCAGGCCAGAUGGAAUCCCCAAUCUGGUCCUACAAAGCUGCUCCCUACUAUCGAGGCCUAUCUCGUUAA
Messenger RNA from Talaromyces stipitatus ATCC 10500, 3255 nucleotides. Its product is annotated as reverse transcriptase, putative. The transcript is spliced from 2 exons. NCBI's taxonomy places the organism in Eukaryota, Fungi, Ascomycota, Eurotiomycetes, Eurotiales, Trichocomaceae. The record is from RefSeq and is a predicted model, not a curated record. Gene Ontology annotation, molecular function: catalytic activity. Bases 1 to 3255 code for a protein of 1084 amino acids.